AAAAAUAAAAAAAUAAUAAAAAAAAAAAUAAAGCAAAAACUGAUUUUGCAUUUAUACUUAAAGUACGAAAACCCUAAACCACUGUUGAAAACCCUCGAAGUGCGGUGCUACAACCAUUCUGGGGGGUUUCAAGGAUCUUGCUCUUCGGCCAAAAAGGUUUAGAAAACUCUGUAAUCUCUUUUACCAUGACUAUUACCUUCAGAGCAAACACAGACCUAUCCCGCUGUGUAGCUUGUUCAAUUAGACCGUCUGAUCACAAUUCCAGCCCAACUCAACGAUAUGCACGCAGGUGCACUUUCAAUAGGUCUGCUAAUGGGUUUCAGCCGCUAUCAGUGGCUUCCAACCAAUUAGGUUCAGCAAGAAGAAUGAGGAAUGGCUGCCAUCGUGUGUUUUCGAUGAUGAAGAACAGUUCCAGUGAGAGUCUAACAUACAAGGAUGCUGGUGUCGACAUUGAUGCUGGCUCCGAACUUGUUCGUAGGAUUGCCAAAAUGGCACCAGGAAUUGGUGGCUUCGGAGGACUUUUCCCUCUCGGUGAUUCAUACCUUGUUGCCGGUACAGAUGGUGUGGGAACUAAACUUAAGCUUGCAUUUGAAACUGGAAUCCACGAAACUAUUGGGGUUGAUCUGGUUGCGAUGAGUGUCAAUGACAUUGUUACUUCUGGAGCAAAGCCAUUAUUUUUCCUUGAUUAUUUUGCCACUAGCCACCUUGAUGUUGACCUUGCUGAAAAGGUUAUAAAAGGCAUUGUUGAUGGUUGCCAACAAUCUGAUUGUACUCUUUUAGGAGGCGAGGUGCUGGUCGUUUUCUAUUUAAUUUUGUUUCUCUUUUUUUACUGUACUGCAGAGAUGCCAGAUUUUUAUGCUGACGGUGAAUAUGAUCUCAGUGGCUUUGCAGUUGGCAUUGUAAAAAGGGAUGCAGUUAUUAAUGGGAGAGACAUUGUGGCUGGAGACGUUCUCAUUGGCCUCCCAUCCAGUGGUGUUCAUUCCAAUGGUUUCUCCCUAGUAAGAAGGGUUCUCAGUCGAAGUGGCCUUUCUCUGAAGGAUAAACUUCCUGGUGAAGAUGUAACAUUAGGUGAAGCUUUGAUGGCCCCAACUGUUAUCUAUGUUAAGCAGGUGCUUGACUUAAUCAGCAAGGGUGGCAUAAAGGGGAUUGCCCACAUCACAGGUGGUGGUUUCACAGACAAUAUACCUCGUGUAUUUCCAAAUGGCCUUGGAGCUGUUAUCCAUUCAAACUCUUGGAAUGUGCCAACUCUGUUCGAGUGGAUUCAAGAGGUGGGAAAAAUAGAUGAUGCUGAAAUGAGACGGACUUUUAAUAUGGGCAUCGGGAUGGUUCUAGUUGUGAGCAAGGAGGCGGCUCACAGAAUACUCGAGGAUGGAGAUGGAGCUUAUAAAGCAUACCAUAUUGGUGAGGUUGUAGGUGGUGGUGGAGUGAGCUAUCAUUAAAUUGUGCAUCAUGUGUUCCGUGUACUGAUUUUUAGCAUUCCUUUAUAUCUGUUGUAAUAGAUAAAUAUGAGGGAAUUAUUAUCACAUAAAAGCUCUUUUAUAGGACGCUGUAACUUUGAAUGAUUAACAUUAGGCGAUUUUGGUUGAAAACUAAUAGAUGUUAAAAUCUUUCCCAAUAUUCUGGUUUGUCAUCUUGUAAAGGUUGUCUUUAUGUUGAAAUUUCACUAGCAUUUUCUAGCGAUUGCUCUGACGUCCAGGAAGGAUAAACAGGAAAACUGCAGGAGUCUUCAUGAAGAAAAUGGAUUGAAAGCUCUGUAAUUUAUCCAGAUAUUGUUGUAGUGACAUGAGUAGUGGAAAUGUUAAGAUAUGGUUCGGUUAUGCUUGUACUAAA
Carya illinoinensis is the source of this 1830-nucleotide messenger RNA. Its product is annotated as phosphoribosylformylglycinamidine cyclo-ligase, chloroplastic-like. Gene Ontology annotation, biological process: adenine biosynthetic process; 'de novo' IMP biosynthetic process. The transcript has 9 exons. The coding region runs from base 186 to 1439 and encodes 417 amino acids. Gene Ontology annotation, cellular component: cytosol. NCBI's taxonomy places the organism in Eukaryota, Viridiplantae, Streptophyta, Magnoliopsida, Fagales, Juglandaceae. Gene Ontology annotation, molecular function: phosphoribosylformylglycinamidine cyclo-ligase activity; phosphoribosylamine-glycine ligase activity. The record is from RefSeq and is a predicted model, not a curated record.